AUGAGCGAUCUUGUUAUUCAUCAGAAGGAUCUUCCCGACAUUUCAAAGUCGAAAUGGGAUCAGAACACGUAUUGGGGUGAGCGAAAAAUGAUUGUGCUCCACACCUUGCUCGGCUCUCUAUGAACAUUUCAGGUCGAGCCAAGCACUUUUUCGCGUCCACCAACCCGGUGAACCUGUUCGUCUCGUCGGCCACACAGGAAAAGUGCCGUCAGAUUGUGUCGGACUACAAGAAGGGCGUGAUCAGUGCCGAGUUGACGGUCGAUCAGCUGUGGGACGCCAAGAUCCUCUACGACUCGAUGUAUCAUCCGGAUACCGGCGAGAAGAUGUUCUUUUUGGGCAGGAUGAGUGCGCAGGUCAGGCGUAGAAGAACUGGUAGACGCUUCUGGGUCUCGAAACGUCUCCAAACAUUUACAGGUCCCCGCGAACAUGGUGAUCACCGGGCUGCUGCUCAGCUGCUACCGUUCGUGUCCCGGCGUCAUCUUCUCGCACUGGAUCAAUCAAUCGUUCAACGCCAUCGUCAACUACACGAAUCGAAGCGGCAACAGCAAGACGACGAACGAGCAGCUCUUCUACUCGUAUUGUUGUGCGACGGGUGGAGCCACCGCCGCCGCGUUGAGUUUGAAUAUGAUGGUGAAGAAUCGGCAAGGACUGGCCGCCCGAUUGGUGCCGUUCGCCGCCGUCGCUCUCGCCAACGCCAUCAACAUUCCGAUGGUCAGAGCCAAGUGAGUGAGAGAGCGCUCUUUGUCUCUUUUGUCACUCCUCCUCUUUCAGUGAGCUCUACGAGGGCAUCGAACUGUGCGACGAGAACGAUCAACUGAUCGCAAAGUCGCGUCAACUGGCGGUUCUCUCCAUCGCCCAGGUGACUCUCAGUCGGAUCGCCAUGGCCAUGCCUGACAUGAGUAAGUGCAGACAGUAACGCCUUUUCCUAAAAAAAAAACGGGAUCAUUUACAGUCCUGAGCCCGGUGAUCAUGAACAGAUUCACGCGUACCACCUACUACAAAACGCGUCCGUUCCUCCAGAAGUACUCGGAAAUGCCGAUCCAGACUGCGUUGGCCGGCAUCGGACUCGCGCUCACCACGCCUCUCGGAUGCGCUCUUUUUCCGCAGAGAAGUGCGAUCGAGGUGUCGAAACUGGAAGCGUCGGUGCAGACGGCGAUUGCGGGCGCUCCGAAAGUGUUGUACUACAACAAGGGAUUGUGA
Messenger RNA from Caenorhabditis sp. 36 PRJEB53466, 1200 nucleotides. The record is from the annotation of a GenBank genome assembly. NCBI's taxonomy places the organism in Eukaryota, Metazoa, Nematoda, Chromadorea, Rhabditida, Rhabditidae.